Molecule: messenger RNA, 810 nt
Organism: Dentiscutata erythropus
Lineage: Eukaryota; Fungi; Glomeromycota; Glomeromycetes; Diversisporales; Gigasporaceae
Source: the annotation of a GenBank genome assembly
AUGUCGGAAAGCUCAACUCGUAAAAUAUCUGAAUUAUAUAUUCAUCCUGUAAAAUCAUGCAAAGGUAUAAAGAUAAAAUCAUGGAAAGUUGGACCAUAUGGAUUCAAAUACGAUAGAUAUUGGAUGAUUAUAGAUGAAAAAUAUCAAUUUGUGACCCAACGUGAAAAACCAAAGCUCGUCCUUAUAACGCCGAAAAUCGAAGAAGUGGAUUCCGAAGAUGAAAGCAAAGGAGGGGAUCUUGUACUUUCCGCUCCUGAUAUGGAGGAACUGCGUUUGCCACUUUUACCAGAUCAAGAUAAUUGCAUUAAGUAUAAGGCCACUAUUUGGGAAGAUACUCUUGAAGUAUGCGAUUGCGGCGAAGAGUCAUCAAAAUGGCUUACCAAAUUUCUAGGAUUUUCAGCUAGAAUUGUGUUUAAAUCUGGCGCUAGAUUUGUUGCUAGAAAUAUCCCAAAAGAAAUUAAUCAUCAACCCAAAAUUGCGCUCACCGAUGGAUUUCCAUUUUUUAUGUUUUCAGAAGAAUCUUUAAGUGAUCUAAAUAAACGGUUAUCCACACCAAUUGAUUCCCGAAGCUUUCGACCAAACAUAGUUAUUCAAGGAUGUAAUGGACCCUUUGAAGAAGACACAUGGAAAGAAAUUAUUAUUGGUAACGAUAAGGAAAAUGUGUUUCACGUUGCUUGUAGAUGCACUAGAUGUGUAGUGACAAAUGUAAAUCCAGAUACAGGAGAAAUAAACAAGCAGAUAUUAAAAACCUUACAAUCAUAUCGCAGAGUCGACGCAGGAGCUAAAUAUUUUUCUUGCUUUGGUAAUUAA